CUACUGAUUGACUGAAUCAACAAAUGAUUGAUUGAUUGAUCGAUUGAUUGAGGACUGAACAAAUGACCAAACAAUGAAAUGACUGAAUGACAAGCAAAGGAACUUAAUGAAAAUGCUUGGUGCAUGUUUGUAAAUAAGUGUCUCAGUUCCACCCUUCAAAUAUUUCUCCACUGAGUUAUUCAUGGCUGCAGCUCUGCUCAUCAUACCUGGGAUGUUUUAUGCACAGUAGGCACAAACAUCACACACAGCAGAUUCGACCUGACCAUGGCUGCGAUCGAACACACAGUGCUGCUCCUGGCUUUACUGUGGACUACUGCCAGAGGAGAUAAUGAGAAAACCUGCAUUUUCAACAACAGCUGCAUCUUACCAUGCCAUGAGGUGAACAACGCUGAAGUAAUUCACUGGAAACAGGGGGAGAAAACUGUCCACUCCUACUACGAUGGACAAGACCAGCUGGCAGAACAGAACCUACGUUUCAAAAGCAGGACGUCCCUGGUUGAGGAUCAACGCACCAAAAGAAGAACUUCGCUCCAGCUGAUGAGGGUGCAGAUUCAGGACAAGGGUGAAUACCUGUGUUACACUAGUAAUGUCAACAGUGGACCCAGCAAGUCCUUCAUGAAUCUCCAGGUAAUAGCACCAGUGGUCGAUGUCAAAAUGAGGAAGGAAGAAAACAGGAUCAUCUGCAGCUCUGAGGGGAUUUAUCCUGAGCCUGGACUCACCUGGUCCACUGAUCCUCCGUCAAACCUCACCCUCCAGGGUAACGCCAUUGUGGCGAACACCACAGAAACUGAAGAUCGGCGUUACAACAUCCGCAGCUUUAUGACGCUUUCAGACAGCUAUGAAGAUCGGAGCUACAGCUGUAACAUCAGCACUCGCAGUAACUGGAGUAAAGUCACUCUGAAGCAGCUGCAUUUGAGGAAUCAGACACACGUUGAAAUCCCCUGCAGCACCUCCGAUGUGUCUUUGGGAGACUUCAGCUUCAUCUGGAGCUUCAAUCACAGUCGGAUCAUUGUGAACCGGAGUCUCAGCAACGUCUCCCAAGUCUCAGAUGAAUGGAAGCAACGUGUGAACGUAUCGGAGUCAGGACACCUCUUCCUACAAGACCUCACGCCAGAUCAGGGGGGGAUAUACACCUGUGAGAUCAAUCAGGCUGGAAAUGGACUGAAAACUGAAAAUGAGAUAUGGAUCGCUCCAAGUGUCCUGUACGAACCUUCGAAAGAGACUCACAGUGAGAGAAAUUUGAUGAGACUUUAACAAUUAACCAACUUGAUGUGUUCUUACCGUGCCCAGAAAAAAAAGUAUCCAAACCCCUUUAUUCAGCUAUUUGCCAGAGCAACUCUCAUUUAAUCCCACUAGUAGUAACAUAUGCUGGACUUUAAAAUUCAAAAUAUCAGAUUUUCACUUUGCGGUUCUUGGGAUUGAAUAAUGAUUGAAUAAUUAACCAACAACAAUCAAACAUUUCCCUCCCAGUUUUACUAUUUAAAGACACAUUACAAUGAAAUUAGCGAAAAAAAAAAAAGUUUUGUUCACGUCUCUGUGAAUGUAUUAAUGUGGCAUAUACAAUGCCACAUUGAUCAUUAAUGGCCACUUCUGUGUUCUUCUCUUUUUUGUUUUUCAGGGAGAGUUGGACUCAUCGUUGCAGUAGCGUUGUUCAUUUCUUCAUUGCUAUUAUAUUUAAUCCGUGUACGAACCAGAAGAAGGUAUUUAAAUGUAAAUCGUAAGACAAUCAAACAACAAACUGAAUUACUAAGAACAGACAGCGGCAGUAUUUAAAUUGGAAACCAAAAGGCAGUAUUUUCACUGAUUCAUCGAUAUGAAUUUCAAACUGUUUUUUGAAAAUGAACAACACUCCUUCAUCUUUCAAAUUUCUUGAACAAACAUCUUAUACUCCUCAUACAAUCGAUAAUAAAACUUGAUUUAUUUUGACUGUUUUUGCGAGAAUUUGUUCAGUUUGCUUGCUCGGAUGAGGAAGUUACAGGCAUUUAUAAGGUUCUGUUAGUGUCUUUAAUAAAGACUCUUUAUCUUUUCACUCAAAUUAUUUGUAAUUCUUUACCCAACUCCAGCAGAAUAUUGUGUCCAUUUACAGUUUAGAUCAGUACAAACUUUCAAAAACAGAUGACUCUGCAAAAUACACUCAAGCAUUAAGUUAUAUCCUCAAAAGACAUUGAGGAUUAACUUCCUUGUUUGUUUUUGCAUUAUUAAAAUGCAAGAGGAGUUACAUAGUCAUUAUUUAAAAUUUUUCAUUACGAAAAUAGUAAAUUAAUUUGUAUAACAAUUUUUCUUUUACUUUGGAAAAGUUGUCUUUUUUAACUAAUGUAAGGAAACCAUAUA
Salarias fasciatus (jewelled blenny) is the source of this 2331-nucleotide messenger RNA. RefSeq lists its product as uncharacterized. The coding region runs from base 265 to 1254 and encodes 329 amino acids. The transcript has 4 exons. The record is from RefSeq and is a predicted model, not a curated record. Gene Ontology annotation, biological process: immune response; positive regulation of T cell proliferation; T cell costimulation. Lineage: Eukaryota; Metazoa; Chordata; Actinopteri; Blenniiformes; Blenniidae. Gene Ontology annotation, cellular component: external side of plasma membrane.